This is a messenger RNA of Closterium sp. Naga37s-1, 3099 nucleotides long. The record is from the annotation of a GenBank genome assembly. Lineage: Eukaryota; Viridiplantae; Streptophyta; Zygnematophyceae; Desmidiales; Closteriaceae.
AUGAGGCCUGGACGCAUCGUCACUGACCCGCCCGUGCGACCACCUGCGCGACCCACCCGCCCGUGCGACCCACCCGCCCGUGCGACCCACCCGCCCGUGCGACCCACCCACCCGUGCGACCCAACCACCCGCGCGACCCACCCACCCGUGCGACCCACCCACCCGUGCGACCCAACCACCCACAUGGACCCCGGAGAGCCCGAGGUGGUGAGCACAGUGCCUCUGUACAACUUUGACGGGAAGAUCAUCUGCAACCUAGCGGCUGACACGUGGCCUCUUGACAUCAGCGACGAGACGUGGGUGGUGCUGCCGAAGCUGACCCCGCGAGUGGAGCUGCCAUCCCUGCCAUCUCUCCCAUCUCUCCCUCACACACUGCAUCCUACAUACGUGUUGCCAUGCCCCUGUAUCUCCUCCCCGCCUCUCAGCGACGAGACGUGGGUGCUGCUACCCAAGCUCACUCCGCGAGUGGAGCUGCCGUCGCUGCCAUCCCUGCCGCACUUCCGAGUGUACCCCGAGAGAAGCUCCUCCUCCGUGGACGUCAACAACUGGGAGCAGCUCGUGCACGUGCUCAGGACGCAUGGCCGGGUGGGUGGGUGUGUGGGUGUCUGUAACGUGCUUGUCUGUGGUCAAGGAGGGAGGGGGAAUGGGGAGUGGGGAGGGGGAGGGUUGAAUCACUUCCGAGUGUACCCCGAGCGCAGCUCCUCCUCUGUGGACGUCAACAACUGGGAGCAGCUCGUGCACGCGCACACGUGUGUCUGUGGUUCAGGUGAUAGCGCGAGGGCAAUACCAGUUCGGUCUCCUCCCCAUCGCCACCCCAUCCACCACCCUUUUUGCCCCUCCAACCCUCCCUAUUUUCCUCACCACUUCCCCUUUCCCUUUUUCUUCUCCACCCUGUUCCUCCUCCCCAUCUUCUCCUCCGCCCACCAGGUGGGACUCAUCACAUCGGCGCGAGGGCAGUACCAGUUCGGCCUCCUCCCCAUCGCCAACCCAUCCACCACCACCUCUACCUCUCCUCCCCCACCCCCUCCCGCCUUCGCCCACCCCUCUGCACCUCUCCCCACCGGUUUCUCCUCUGCGCGGGCGUACUACGCGCCGCUGCCAGCUGGCAUCCCCCGCCGCGCCCCGCGCUUCCCUGCGGUGCUCCCGGGACUGCUGCCGCAGCAGCAGAUGGCGCAGCAGCAGAUAAGACCUGCUCACACGGCGCCUGGUCAGAUGGCGCCUGGUCAGGUGGUGGCGCAUUCUCAGAUGGCGCCUGGUCAGGCACGUGCCCAGGUGGCAAACGGUCAGGCGCAUCUGGGACAGGUGCCACCUGUGCAGGCACACUCGCACGUGGCAUCACCUCCGCCCCCUACUCGAGCAGCCUCACCACGUUCAGUUGCACAGGGUCAGGGGCAAGGGCAUGGGCAGGGGCAGCAGAUGCAGCAGGGGCAGCAGCAGGCACAAGCGUGGGCAGGGUCGCAGGUACACCUGGGGCGGGUUCCACCUGGAUUUGAGCUCGAACCGCAUUCAGUUGCGCAGGGGCAGGGACAUCUGGGACAGCAGGUGCAGCAGGAGGGGCAGAGAUGGGCAGGGACGCAGAGCCUUCCGGGCCUCACUGCUGCAGGAUCUGCGAGUUUCUCCACUCGCCCUGCUGCCUCCGCCCCUGCUGCUCCAGUAUCCACCUCAGCACCUCCAUUGUCCUUGUCAGCAUCUCCAGUAUCCACGUCAGCACCUCCAUUGUCCUCGUCAGCACCUCCAUUGUCCUCGUCAGCAUCUGCAACCCCCACAUCAGCAUUCUCUUUCAAAGGUGCACUGCCCCCUCCUCCCACACUUCCACCUCCUCCUCCCCAUCCUCCCUCAGCUCCUGCUCCUGCUCCUCCUCCUCCUCUUCCAGCUGCUUCCCCAAUGCCCCCUCCACCUGCCCGCCCCUCUCCCCCUCCGCCUUCCCCCGCCCCUCCGCCUCCCCCUUCUCUUCCCCCUGCCCGUGCGCCUGGACCCGGCAUGCAUCCGCAGUACCUGGCGUCCUUAGCGCACACGCACCAGCAGUGGGUGUUUGGGGGACUGGCGGAGCUGAUAGAUAACUCCAUGGACGCCAAAGCACGCAGGCUGGACAUUUUCAUCAGCACGGCCAAGCUCCCCCCAAGAGCAGCCGCGGCAGCCGCAGCAGCAAAAGCAGUUCCCGCAGCAUCACCCUCAGCAGCAGCAGCACCAGUCCCCUCCUCCUCCUCCUUCACUCGCCCCUCCUCCUCCGCUGUGCCCUCUGAGCCAGUCCCAGUUCUACACGUGUGUGACGAUGGAAAGGGCAUGCACCACGGCGAGUUGGUGCAGAUGCUGUCGCUGGGCCAUGAGCUCCCAGCGGAGGAGGACCCCCACCACAUCGGCCGAUUUGGGGUUGGCUUCAAGGGCAUGGACCAUGGCGAGUUGGUGCAGAUGCUGUCGCUGGGCCACGAGCUCCCCGCAGAGGAGGACCCCCACCACAUCGGGAGAUUCGGGGUUGGCUUCAAGCUCCCCGCAGAGGAGGACCCCCACCACAUUGGCCGAUUCGGAGUUGGCUUCAAGGUGUGUGCGUGCGAUGCAACUCGCGGCUCUUCUUGUAUACUCGCUGCAGGUAUGUAUGGUAGCAGGGCCUUGGCAAGGGCAUGGAUCACGGCGAGCUGGUGCAGAUGCUGUUGCUGGGGCCCCUUCCCUUCCCCCUCCCCUUCCCCUCUCCUCCCCUUCUCUCCCCUCCCCUCCCCUCCCCUCCCCUCCCCUCCCCUCCCCUCCCCUCCCCUCCCCUCCCCUCCCCUCCCCUCCCCUCCCCUCCCCUCCCCUCCCCUCUCCUUGGUGCUGACUCAAUCAAGGGACAGCCGCAGCAUCGCGCUGCUCACCCGCUCGCUCAACCACGGCCGGCAGGAGCUGGAGAUUCCCACUGUGACUCUCUCAGUCCCCUUCUCUAACCCUCGUUCCUCCCGUCCACCUCCCGUCCACCUCCCUUCCUCCCUCCCGUCCUCACCACCAGACGGGCACGAUGCGCAUAGGCAACGACGCGCUGGUGCUGACCCAGUCAAGGGACAGCCGCCGCAGCAUCGCACUGCAUCCCUGCUCAACGGGCCCUGCAGGAGCUGCAGACCCUUCUCCUGA